UCUCGCUUACUGCCCUCAGUUCGGUUCGGUUUUUUUUAUCCAGAUAAAAAUCAAAUUCAACAAACGAUCGCCAAACGAUCCCCACUUGGUCGCCACACAAACAACGUCGCCCGAGAGCCGACGGCUAUAUCAUUUACCCCUUCCCGGAGAGCCCAGGAAAGCCCGGAUCCAAAGUGCGUAGCCCCCGCAAAAAGUCGAAGAAGAAGAACAACAACAAUAGUGGAGAGGUGAAACAAAGGAGACGCAGCCCAAGAACAAUUAAAUUGGCAAUUUGUGGGCGACACAACGUCCAUAUAUCACGUGAUUCUCUGGCUUUACAUAACAUCCAAGGCGGGCGUUUCGAAGGAGGAGCUGCUAAGGAUUGCUUUUGGAGUGGAAAUUCAGCAGCUGGAGAAGUUGGAGCAGCAGUUGGAGUACAGGAGCAGCCAGAGAGCAUCUCAUCUUCUCAGGAUCCCAGGGAAAUCCCCAGAUAACCCCCUACCUCCAACAUGAACAACCUGGCCGACACCGUGGUAGUGGAUCCUGGAUUCGGAGGCGGCGACAAGCAGCAGCAGGCCGGACCCGCGCCGCAGGAUGCCAGCGUGGUGGUUCCCCCGCCGGCCACCAAGCAAUCCUCGGCCCUGAAGAAGACCAGCCGCUACAGGAGCCGCUCGCUAAGUGCCUCCUCCACGGACUCCUUCAGCUCCGCCAGCUAUACGGGCAGCAGCGAAGAUGGCGAUGAUGUGCCGCCGCGCGAGAAGGUUCAGAAGAACACCAAGGGCAGCUCCGAUUUCUGUGUGAGGAACAUUGCCGCCCAACAUGCGUUCGGACGGCGGGAAAUCGAGAUUGCCGAGCAGGAAAUGCCGGGCAUCAUUGCGCUGAAGAAAAGGGCCGCCGAGGACAAGCCGCUGAAGGACGCCAAGAUCGUGGGAUGCACACACAUCAACGCCCAGACGGCGGUGCUCAUCGAGACGCUGGUGGAGCUGGGCGCCAGUGUGCGCUGGGCCGCCUGCAACAUCUACUCCACGCAGAACGAAGUGGCCGCUGCUUUGGCCGAGUCCGGAAUCCCGAUCUUUGCCUGGCGCGGGGAGACGGAGGAAGACUUCUGGUGGUGCAUAGAUCGCUGCGUGAACGCGGAGAACUGGCAGCCAAACAUGAUCCUGGACGACGGGGGCGAUGCCACGCACCUGAUGCUGAAGAAGUACCCGACCAUGUUCAAGCUGGUCAAGGGAAUCGUGGAGGAGAGCGUCACCGGAGUCCACAGACUCUAUCAGCUCUCCAAGGCCGGCAAGCUGACGGUGCCGGCGAUGAAUGUGAACGAUUCGGUGACCAAGACCAAGUUCGACAACCUGUACAGCUGCAAGGAGUCCAUCCUGGACAGCCUCAAGCGCUCCACGGACGUGAUGUUCGGCGGAAAGCAGGUGGUGGUCUGCGGCUAUGGAGAUGUGGGCAAGGGCUGCGCUCAAGCUCUAAAGGGUCAAGGCUGCAUUGUGUACAUCACGGAGAUCGAUCCCAUCUGCGCCCUGCAGGCCAGCAUGGACGGUUUCCGCGUGGUGAAGCUGAACGAGGUGAUCCGCAACGUAGACAUUGUGGUGACGGCGACGGGCAACAAGAACGUGGUGGUGCGCGAGCACAUGGACAAGAUGAAGAGUGGCUGCAUCGUGUGCAACAUGGGCCACUCCAACACUGAGAUCGAUGUUAAUGGGCUGCGCACGCCGGACCUGACCUGGGAGAAGGUGCGUUCCCAGGUGGACCACAUUAUCUGGCCGGAGGGCAAGUACAUCAUCCUGCUGGCCGAGGGUAGGCUGGUUAACCUGAGCUGCUCCAGCAUCCCCUCGUUCGCCGUGUCCAUCACCUCGGCCACCCAGGCGUUGGCCCUCAUUGAGCUUUUUAAUGCCCCGCCCGGACGCUACAAGUCGGACGUCUACUUGCUGCCCAAGAAGAUGGACGAGUAUGUGGCCAGCCUGCACCUGCCCACCUUCGAUGCCCAUUUGACGGAGCUGAGCGACGAGCAGGCCAAGUACAUGGGGCUGAACAAGGCCGGUCCUUUCAAGCCCAACUACUACCGCUACUAGGAUGGAGGGUGCGCGGAUGCGGACAAUAACACCAGCAAUUAGGAGAAACAACAACGCCAACGAAAGUAUUGUCUUUGCGAAGAAGUAAAACUAUUUAAAACAAUUGUUGACACACACACACGCGCAGACACACAGAGGUCACACAAAAGGACAUGGAAAGGAGAACACAAAGUUACUAUUACCAUUGUACUGCUUAGUUUAGCUCGAGCGGAAUUCUUGGUUGCUUUUCGUUAGCAUUUAACGUCUUCGAUAUAGUAUUUAGCACUCGCUUUAGCCGCCGGAGUAUUCUCUCUGUUAACUAACCCCCAUGACUCUCUAAGCCCUAACUAAUCUUGCCCCAAGAAUUUAUCCCCUUAAAAUGUUUUUAUAGCCGGUUACUUGAAUUUAUUUUACACAUUUCGAUUGCUCAGACUGUUAUGGCUCAAAAGAUGCGAUUAGCUCAAGGAAUUCUUGAUAUCUUUACUUUAGUUGUUCCUUUUAUAAUGUCGUAUUUAAUAUUUUUAACCUGUGAGAGCUACGUUUGUUCUCGAAUGCGAGCUUAAACAUAUUUGUACAAUCUAUGCAUGAAAGUUCUUCCACUUUUUUAUAAAAAAUCAGUGCUCCUUUUAAUCUAAACUUUCUCAUUAAUCCCUUUUUUGAGCUAUAGCAGCGUCAAAGAGAUCGACCUAACCUCUCGUAUUGUUUACGUACUUAAUUUGUUAAUCGUUUAUGCCCCCGCUUUUGAUUAUGGCACUUUUGUACUUUCGUUUCGUCCGGAGAGUGUUGAUUGAAAUGCAGUGCAAAGUAAUUCCAUUUUUUCAAUUAUAUACACGCUGGCAUAUAUAUCAGAUCGAGAAUUAUAUAUAUAUACACUGCAUAUACACCUAAUAUGUAUAUUAGAGAAAAGUGAAAAAUGUUUGUAAGAAAUUGUGAGAAACGCAAAACAAUAAAAAAAGAAUUCUUUAUUGAGCAAUAA
This is a messenger RNA of Drosophila biarmipes, 3009 nucleotides long. It is a transcript of the gene AhcyL1, whose product is annotated as adenosylhomocysteinase-like 1. Bases 489 to 2054 code for a protein of 521 amino acids. The record is from RefSeq and is a predicted model, not a curated record. Gene Ontology annotation, cellular component: cytosol. Gene Ontology annotation, biological process: L-methionine cycle. NCBI's taxonomy places the organism in Eukaryota, Metazoa, Arthropoda, Insecta, Diptera, Drosophilidae. The transcript has 4 exons.